Messenger RNA from Aspergillus pseudonomiae, 381 nucleotides. RefSeq names its product RBP protein. The record is from RefSeq and is a predicted model, not a curated record. The transcript is spliced from 2 exons. Bases 1 to 381 code for a protein of 126 amino acids. NCBI's taxonomy places the organism in Eukaryota, Fungi, Ascomycota, Eurotiomycetes, Eurotiales, Aspergillaceae.
AUGGCCGCCGCAGCAGCCAUGACCCCUCCCCCGCCCACUGAAAUCCUCCAUCUGGAUACCGCAACCGGAUACCGCUGGAUCCUCUCCGAGGCUGAGCGUGCCCAUAUCGCGUCUUUGUUGAAGACGGAGACUGAUGCUAUCACCAUCCGUGGCAACAUCAUGACCCAGGAGCGUCGGGUCUGCGCCCACUGUGGCAAGCACUCUGGUCUCGAUGACCUGGUUCACAAUGCGUUGGCGCUGGGCAUCCACAGCGACGGUUUCAUGCUCGAUGUCUUACAGCAUGGACCCAAGAACACCAGCCCGCCUCAUAACCUGCUCUGCUCGAACUGCGGGGAGCAGCAUGAGGGGACUUUUCUGUGGAUUCCUUCUCUCCCCUGGUGA